AUGGGGAGGGGCGGGUGUUUCAGAGAUGCCGCAAGAUCAAGUGCAUUCUCCGAGUUUGUGGACAAGACAGUCGAUCUGUUAAGUACCUGUCCCAUCAAGACUCUCUCCGUGAAUGGCCGCUACGAAAAGUCUCGUGUUGACGAUUGGAUUCGCGUCGCGUUACAACCCAGCUUAUCGGAACUACACUUGCGGUGUCCUCAUCGGAUAGACAAAGAUAGAGCAGAGUUGUUGUUUCGGUCCAAAACAUUGGUUAAGCGUACACUAUCCGGUGGAUGCGUUAUCGAAGCCCUCCCUGAUGGACACAUGGACUUUACUGAUCAACUUUUUAUGGAUGAGAAAAUAAACGAAGAUAGGUUUUUCCCAUCGCUCAAAUCGCUUUAUAUCGGCGAUAUCGUGAUAGAGGAGUCCUAUUACCACAAGCUCAUCCUUAUGUGCCCCGUUCUGGAAGAAUUGUUCAUACAUAACGAUGGCGAAUCACACCCGCCGAGUUGGAUUGGAUUUGCGCCAUGUCGUACUUUGAAGCGACUUGUGAUUUAUUACGUCGUUCCACCCGAGUAUAAAGAUGUUUACGAUGAUCAAGAAGCGCUUCAUUUCGGCUGCAAAUUGAUCUUCACAUUCGACAACCUCGUUACUUUAUCACUCGAGAGCGACAAGGAUAAAAGCUGGCAAGUUCUGCCACGUCUGCUCAGAAAGACCCCAAAGCUACAAAAUUUAGUCAUCAAGGGUCUCUUGCAUCGAGUAACAGGUAGAUGUGGAGAUGUGUGCCCUUGCUAUCAUCGUCCCAAACGUAAGGGAGUGAUUGAUUGGCGAACAGAGAAAGUGUCUUGUUUACCGUAUCUUCCACUGAAGGUGCUAGAGAUCUCAGGAUACGUACGGAGGAACUUGUAG
Messenger RNA from Brassica rapa (field mustard), 888 nucleotides. RefSeq names its product F-box/LRR-repeat protein At5g35995-like. Lineage: Eukaryota; Viridiplantae; Streptophyta; Magnoliopsida; Brassicales; Brassicaceae. The record is from RefSeq and is a predicted model, not a curated record.